Messenger RNA from Girardinichthys multiradiatus, 5310 nucleotides. It is a transcript of the gene arhgap29a, whose product is annotated as Rho GTPase activating protein 29a. The record is from RefSeq and is a predicted model, not a curated record. The transcript has 23 exons. The coding region runs from base 343 to 4410 and encodes 1355 amino acids. Lineage: Eukaryota; Metazoa; Chordata; Actinopteri; Cyprinodontiformes; Goodeidae. Gene Ontology annotation, molecular function: GTPase activator activity. Gene Ontology annotation, cellular component: cytoplasm. Gene Ontology annotation, biological process: signal transduction; activation of GTPase activity.
CCCUAAACUCCACGGCGCGUGCAUACCUUCACGCUCACCAGUUGCAGUUGAAUCGCGUGGAGACAGAAGGGGGGAAGCUGAGCGGCACUUUAACGGCUUUCACGUUGCGACGGUGACAGAUCAGGAUAUUACGCUGUCCGUGUGGAUACAUUCAUAUUUUUGUCCGUUCUGGUCAUCGGACUUUUCUCCGCUUUCGGACUUUUUUUUCCCCCCUCCCGUGAUGUUUAAGGACCCAUCAGCAGCGUUCUCCAUCCCUGUUGCACAGCAGCGGUUGGUCUGAAUUCGGAGCUGAAUUACAGGGAAACCAGGAUUUAGACCCCAGGGCCACGGGACCCUACAGACAUGCUUGCAGCCAUGCUGCGCCAGAGCACUGGCGGUGGAGGAUCAGGUGGAUCAAGUGGUGGCAGCAAGGGUGUUGGUGGAAAUAAACUCACUUUAGGCAUAUCUCGACUCUCCAGCUCCAGCUUGGGGUCAGGAGGCCCCUCCAGGUUGAUCAAGGGCAACUCGGUCAGCUCGGACAACCAAGAUGUCGCCCCUGCAGACCCAAACUACAUCAUGCAGCUUGUCAGCGAUGUACGCAAGUUUGCUGACGUGCUGCUGCAGCUCAAAGAGGUGUUCAACUCCAAAGAGCACCAGGAUUGCCUCCAUCAGGCGGUCCAUGAGCGACUCGGCGAGCUGCUGCGAGUCCUAAAGGCCAUCAUCAAGAAACACCAGAACCUCAACUCUGUGGAUAUCCUCAGCAAAGCUGGAACAGUGAUCGCCACGGUCAAAGGAGUGAACUUCAAUGAGGUGAACGAGGAGAACAAACAGAAGCUUUUUGGUGAGAUCUACACUGCUAUUGACACAUUGGCGUUCACCUUUGGCAAUGUAGUGUCUGACUUCCUUAUGGGAGAUGUAGAGAAUGGAUCGGUGUUGGGGCUCCCCCUGACUAAGAGAAGUAGGUCUUCUGAGAACCUCUCCGUGGAAUCUGGAGGAUCCGGGCCUGAGAAAGAUGAUCCGCCAGGGCCAUCUCUACCGGUUCGACCCGAAGAGGUGGACAGGACACUGCAGCGGCAGGACAGCGGAGUGGAGUCGGUUCUGCUCUAUGCCAAGGCAUGGUCCAAGUACACCAAGGAGCUCCUGGCAUGGGUGGAGAAGAGGCUCAGCGUGGAUAUCGAGUGUGCCAAAAGUUACGCCAAGAUGGCAGAAACCGCCAAGACUCUUGCAAGUCAGCAGGAGUUCAUGCCCUUCCGUGAGACAUACAUGACUGCUUUCAAAAAUGACAUCGAAUACAGUCAGCUGGUACUUCAAACUGCAGCAGUACUCCAAAGCAACAAGUUUGUGCAGCCUCUGCUGGCCAGAAAGAAUGAGCUGGACAAACUACGGAAAGAGGUCAAAGAGCAGUGGCAGAGAGAGCAAAAGAAAAUGCAAGAUGCAGACAGCGCUCUGAGGAAGGCCCGGCUGCUGCAGGCCCAGCGACAGGAAGAAUACGAAAAGGCCAAGGUGAGCACCAGCCGCCUGGAGGAGGAGCAGACUGCGGGAGGAGGAAGUGCAGCCACAGCCAAACAGCUGGAAAAGCGGCGUAGGCUAGAGGAGGAGGCCCUGCAGAAGGCUGAGGAGGCUAGGGAUCACUCCAAAGCUUGUCAGGUUGAUGUGAGUGUGAAGAGAGUGGACCUGGCCAACACCAAGAGUGAGAUCAUCACUCAGAUCAGAAAAAUGGUCUCCCAGUGCGACCUCACCCUCAAGGCUGUGACCGUCAACUGGUUCCAGCUCCAGCAGGCCCAGGUUGUGUCUUUACCCGUCAACCACCAGAGUUUAUGUGAAAACGCCAAGCAGUAUGAGCCCGGUCACCGUUACAUCGAGUUCGUCAGGAGUUUGCCAACUGAUGGGCCUCGCCUGGAGACACACUCAUUAGAUUCAAACACUUGGCUGCCUUCAAACAAGCGUUCACUGAGUGGCACCCACUCCUCCCACAGCAACCUGUCGCAGACAUCCGUGACCUCUGACAUCCUGGGUGGAGAAGACGUGGACGGUCACAGCAAUACCCACCACACCAAGAUUGCAGAGAGACGCUCCAAUGGUGGCACUGAUAUCCAAGUACUUCGAAUUCAGGGUCCCUUUCGCCCCUGGGGUUCGGCCAAUCAGGGUGGAGGGAUGUGCAGCGACUCAGAAAGUGCUGGAGGGAGCAGCGAAUCACGCUCCAUGGACUCACCCACUGCAAGUCCAGGGGACUUCAAGAGAAGGUUGCCAAGAACUCCCUCUACGGGAACCAUGUCGUCUGCUGAUGACCUGGACGACAGAGAGCCACCCUCGCCGCUGGAUAAUGGUUUAAGUGAGAUGAUAAUCGAGACAGCCAGCUCCCCAGGACCAUUCAGAAACACCCAGAUGUCCAAAGCAGCCCAGACCCACAAACUGAGGAAGCUUCGCGCGCCCUCCAAAUGCAGAGAAUGCGACAGUCUGGUGGUGUUUCAUGGAGCCGAAUGUGAGGAGUGUUCGUUGGCCUGUCACAAGAAGUGUCUGGAAACCCUGGCCAUCCAGUGUGGCCACAAGAAGCUCCAGGGCAGGCUUCACCUGUUCGGCAUCGACUUCACGCAGGCGGCCAGAAACACUCCUGAUGGCGUCCCCUUCAUCAUCCGGAAAUGCACAUCUGAAAUAGAGAACAGGGCGCUCAACAUCAAGGGGAUCUACCGCGUGAACGGUGCCAAGUCUCGGGUGGAGAAGCUUUGCCAGGCGUUUGAGAACGGCAAAGACCUGGUAGAGCUGUCCGAACUGUAUCCCCACGACAUCAGCAACGUGCUCAAACUUUACCUGAGACAGCUUCCAGAGCCGCUCAUUCUGUUCCGUUAUUACAACGACUUCAUCGGUUUGGCGAAGGAAAGCCAGAGCAUCAUCGUGGAAGAACUUGAAGCCCAGCGGCUCAGUCCCAGCACCAUUACAGCAGCCCAAUUCAGCGUGGAGCUCAACAGGGUGCUGUUCAAAAUCAAGGAUCUGGUGAGACAGCUGCCUCCAGGACAUUACAAGACCCUGCAGUUCCUCAUAGAGCAUCUUCACAGGGUGACCGAGUGUUCGGAGGAAAACAAGAUGACGGCCAGCAAUCUUGGGAUCAUCUUCGGCCCAACGCUGAUCAAGCCGAGGCAGGCAGACGCCGAAGUUUCCCUUUCCUCUCUGGUGGAUUACCCCUACCAGGCACUCAUUGUGGAGCUUCUGAUCCGACACUACCAGAUGAUUUUUGACACCCCUCUCAGCCCUCUGCGGAGCAUCUCACCCACAGAGGCAGAUUCUCACCCUUGCCUCACCCAGCAGGAGAAGGAGCAGCUGAGCAGGCACUCCAAGUCGCUGGGAGACAUCAAGGAGCAGAGCUCAAAGGUGUUUAAGAGGCAUUCCUCCAUAAUACCUUCUUCACACUUAUUAGCUGAGGUUCAGGAGACCAUGCCGACGCUCGAUGGAAGUGACUUCAAACCUGGUGGUGAGGUGAACUCAGAGACCCUAAAUGGUCUGAUGUCAUCAAGUAUCCCUGAGAUUCCAAAACCUGGAGAGAAGGGUCUCUGCCGCUCCCAGCAGGUCACGAUCAGCAGGGUUCAGCUCCGACACCCCCGCAACAAACUCUCCUCCCGACCGUUGAGCAUGCCGGCCGAGCAGGUUCUCGGCCGCGGGACGGUGGACGAGAACAACACCCGGAACAGUGCCAACUGGGAGAACAAGAAGGGAGGCAACUGCAACCAGUCCAUCGAAGAGGUGGACGAGACGGAGAAUAGCAAACUGCGAGCCGGCGCUCAUUACCGGAGCACAUUCAUCGACACGCAGACGCUACGGCGAACAUGGGACAAACAGUACAAGUACGACGUGGCCUCCAGAGCCGCCAGACUGCCGGCCAGCUCUCAUUCAGAGAGCUCCUCGCUGGACGCCAGCGUCUUAUCAACUUCUGUGCCGUCUGUCUUGAACCUUGGAACUGCAGGCAGCACCAUCAGCACUAUCUACCCCAACAGACCUUACACAGUGGCAGUGCGACCCAGUAGGACUCUAAAGAGGGAGGACAAUGUGUCGAAGAACAGCACGAUACCAACAGUUUUCAGAGCUCCAAGGACCCUCCAGCCUCCCCCAGGAACUUUCUACAAGCCUCCCUCAGGGAGCAAAGCCAAAGGGCUGCAGAACUGUAAGCUAGCUAACAGCGCUGAGGAGGAAGAUGAUGAUGAGGAGGAGGAUGAUGAGGAGGAGGAUGAUGAUGACGAUGAGGAGGAGGAGGAGGAACUGGGGAUUGAGAUAGAGGUUUCAGUAGACGAGCCUCUUGAGGAGGUUGACCAGGCAGCCAUGUCUCAUUCUCCCAGUUCCAGCCCUGAAGAAAUAGGUCAAAACCAGGCGAAACCAGUAUACCAGAGACUGCGCCCCAGGCACCUUCAAGAGGUAGAACACAGAGAGGCCCAUUUCGUCUGAUCAGCUAGGAGAGCUGAUUAAAAACUGUGGCUUAAUGUGAACGAGUUCCAUAUCAUUCCAAAAAACAACAAAACGAUGCGUGAACAGAAAUAUUCUACCUGUUGUUGAUUUAAUCCUCGAAAGACAAACAGGACGCACUUAAACCACUGCAGAUCCUUCAACUCAUUCACAAUUCUGUUCCAAUUACUCAGCACCGUAUUUAUAAUUUCUAUUAAACUGUGCAAUUAUGUUUUUGUUUUUCUUUAUAUAUUUUGUACAAAGUUUCUACAGACUCAUUAUGGAUGUUUGUUUUAAUGCCAAAAAGUUGGGUGGGAAUAAUCAGAUUAGUGUUUAUAAUUCGUACCACAACACUGAAAACAAUCCAGUGCACUUACCCUGACACGAAUACUCUUCUUCGGACCUGACGGAGCUGCCUGUGAGAACGACUGUUUUAAUCUGUUACAUUUAGGUUACUUUCUAAUAAAGUUGUGUAUAAAGCUGGAUGAACACAUUUACAUACAUGCCCCAUGGGAUAGUUUGCUGGCAGGAAAACAAAAUAGCUGUUAUAUUUUUAAACUUGGAUGAUGUCAACUUGUCUGACAGGUUUUUACAAAUGCCACUAGGGCUUUUUCACUAUAUGUUUUAAUAUCACCUUUAAAUUUUAAUAGCCAAAGCUGGUUCUGUUUAUUUUUUUGUUUUUGUACAACCUUAGUAGUCCUAUCAGUAACACAAACUUGUCCAUUGUAAGUAAUAGGAAGUACAUCCUUUAUUUAAACUGUAUCUGUUUUUUUUUUUCAUUGUAAUGUACAUGGUUGACAAACUGUUAAGAGGUUCAUUGUAAGGAAAAAAAGAGGAAAAAAAAAACAGGUACAUUUAAACAAACACCCUUCUGUAACUUAUUAAAAUAUAUAUGAAAACAAA